Messenger RNA from Onychomys torridus (southern grasshopper mouse), 4090 nucleotides. It is a transcript of the gene Gpr153, whose product is annotated as G protein-coupled receptor 153. The record is from RefSeq and is a predicted model, not a curated record. Gene Ontology annotation, biological process: G protein-coupled receptor signaling pathway. Gene Ontology annotation, cellular component: membrane. Gene Ontology annotation, molecular function: G protein-coupled receptor activity. The transcript has 6 exons. The coding region runs from base 546 to 2441 and encodes 631 amino acids. NCBI's taxonomy places the organism in Eukaryota, Metazoa, Chordata, Mammalia, Rodentia, Cricetidae.
GCUUCACUGCGGCUGCUGGGGCUACGUGGCUGCUGGGAGUGGGGGGCCAGCGCGACGCGCCCGGGAAGGCGGGGCGCGGCCAGGGGGCGGCGCGGAGGCCCCGGCAGAGGCAUGCGCCCUGGACCGCCCCCCCGCCCCCGGCCGCCUGAACGCAGCCAGCCGAACGGCGAGAGCAGAGCGCGGCCGCGGCGGAGGCGGUGCCCAGGGAGGGAGGGCAGGGCGGCGGGGCCGAGCGCAGCGCUCUGGCUAUCGGCAGCCGCCGCCAGGAUGCCCCGGCCCGCGGGCUGCUCCGCCGCCAGCCACCCCCGCGGCCCUUGGCGGCGGACGCUCAGUGCCGGGGCGUGGGAACCGCAGCCGGAGCCUGAGCCGGAGGCGGGAGCGGGAACAGCGAGCUGGAGCCUUGGGCGCCCGAAUGCUGGCUGCUUGUCAUCUCUGGCCUCACCAAGACCCCACAUGUGAGAGCUGCUGCAUUGGGAGGAGGAGGAGGAGGAGGAGGAGGAGGAGGAGGAGGAUGCCACAGCCACUUGCCAGCUCCGGUCUGCACCAUGAGUGAUGAGCGGCGACUGCCUGGCAGUGCGGUAGGCUGGCUGGCGUGUGGAGGCCUGUCGUUGCUAGCCAAUGCCUGGGGCAUCCUCAGUGUGGGUGCCAAGCAGAGGAAGUGGAAGCCACUGGAGUUCUUGCUUUGCACCCUGGCAGCCACCCACAUGCUCAACGUGGCGGUUCCCAUUGCCACAUAUGCUGUUGUGCAACUGCGCAGGCAGCGUCCCGGCUACGAGUGGAACGAAGGUCUCUGUAAGGUCUUUGUAUCCACCUUCUACACCCUCACCCUGGCCACCUGCUUCUCCGUCACCUCCAUCUCCUACCACCGCAUGUGGAUGGUCCGCUGGCCCGUCAACUACCGGCUAAGCAAUGCCAAGAAGCAGGCGGUGCACACAGUUAUGGGCAUCUGGAUGGUGUCCUUCAUCCUGUCGGCCCUUCCUGCUGUUGGCUGGCACGACACCAGUGAGCGUUUCUACACCCACGGCUGCCGCUUCAUCGUGGCUGAGAUCGGCCUUGGCUUCGGAGUCUGCUUCUUGCUACUGGUGGGUGGCAGCGUGGCCAUGGGCGUGGUCUGCACAGCCAUUGCCCUCUUCCAGACACUGGCCACGCAGGUGGGGCACCGAGCUGACCGCCGUGCCUUCACUGUGCCCACCAUCGUGGUGGAGGAUACACAGGGCAAGCGUCGCUCCUCCAUUGACGGUUCGGAGCCUGCCAAAACCUCGCUGCAGAUUACGGGCCUGGUGGUCACCAUCGUGGUCAUCUAUGACUGCCUCAUGGGCUUCCCUGUGCUGGUGGUGAGCUUCAGUAGCCUGCGGGCUGAUGCUUCAGCGCCCUGGAUGGUGCUCUGUGUCCUGUGGUGCUCUGUGGCCCAGGCCCUGCUGCUGCCAGUGUUCCUCUGGACCUGCGACCGCUACCGGGCGGACCUCAAGGCAGUCUGGGAGAAGUGCAUGGCCCUUAUGGCCAAUGAUGAGGACUCUGACAAUGAGACCAGCCUAGAUGGUAGCAUCUCCCCUGACCUGGCAUUGGAGCGCUCCCUUGACUACAGUUAUGGAGGUGACUUCGUGGCCCUGGACAGGAUGACCAAGUAUGAGCUCUCUGCCCUGGAGGGAGGCUUACCCCAGCUCUACCCUCUGCGGCCACUGCAGGAGGAUAGGAUGCAGUAUCUGCAGGGCGCGGGGAGGCAUCAGUGCGGGUUUCCAGGAGGGCAGCCCCGUUUCAGCCCGGCCGGGUGCUCGCAGGUCCCGCCCACACGGCGGUUCUCCCACGAUGACGCCGACGUAUGGGCGGCCGUCCCGCUGCCCACCUUCCUGCCGCGCUGGAGCUCCGGGGAGGAUCUGGCUGCCCUGGCGCAACUAAUGCUGCCCGCGGGGUCCGACCGGCGGCGCGGGAGCCUUCUGGCUUUCGCCGAGGACGCGCCCCCAUUUCGCCCGCGCCGUCGCUCGGCCGAGAGCCUGCUGUCUCUGCAGCCCUCGUCCCUGGAAGGCGGCCCGCGUCGGACCCACGACUCGCCUCCAGGCAGCCCGCGUCGCCGCCCGGGGCCUGGCGCCCGCUCCGCCUCUGUCUCGCUGCUGCCGGACGCCUUCGCGCUAACCGCCUUUGAGCGUGAGCCGCAGGCCCUGCGUCGAGUGCCCGCCCCAGCGCGGCCCUUCCCCGCCGCCUCCGACGGGACGGAGCCUGGUGAGGUCCCGACCCCUCCUGGCGGCCGCACGCAACGCACCCACGGACGCCGGGCCACGCGCGCACACGCGGGGCCCCUGCAGACUGGCCUGAGCGCGUCGUGGGGCGAGCCCGGAGGCUUGCACGCAGCGGGCGGCGGCAGCACCAGCAGCUUUCUGAGCUCACCUUCCGAGUCCUCGGGUUACGUCACGCUGAACUCGGACUCGCUGGGCUCUGCGUCCUAGGGCCCUCUCGGUCCUCCCUAGGGACGCCAUGUAGAUGAGAGAGGCACAGCGCCAAAGAUGCCACCGCAUGUGUUAGGCGCGCGGACAAGUACCACCCACCCUAGGGGUGAAUGGAUGGUGGACUCUGCGCCCCUCCUUUGGUUCCUUCCUUCUGAUAUCUCCUGGAGGGACGGUGGCCGCCUUUGAUGACUGCACAGGACACAGACCUUUGUAGUGCGUGGCAUCUGCACAUUUAGUACACCUUCCCCAGCCCUCUGAGGCUAGGCUGGGGUGUAUAGGAGACCCUGAGACCUGGCCACCAUGAGAAAGGACCAAAUUCCUUCUCAGAGAAGCUUAAGCCAGAAGCUACUAGACUGCGUUCAACUUCACCCGCACUGCCUCUGCCUCACCUCAAGGAUGUGGCAUGUAGAGCGUCUGUAAGCACAGGGGUCUUCAAAACCCCAAACAAGUUCUACUGAGCAGGCUUCCCUGUGACCUGCCUCAGUUUCCCUGUCUCUGAUGAGUGAAUGACCAUGAUACAUCUCUCAGGGCUGUUUGAAGAACCCUCCUGGUCUUAGGGCCCUUUGUGAGGGUCAGACUUCAGCAGUUGACCCCCAGAUCUGAGACCUCCCCAUCUCGAUGACUUUUGCCGUCUUGGAGACUCACUUUAGCUAAAGCACAACACCAUGGGUAUAACAGCCCCUUUGACCCCAUUAGUGUCCCCAUGCUCGAGACUACACCAUAUUGCCUGUCUCCCACUCUGUCGGCCACUCUGUGACCCUGCUGUGAAGGCUGCGGGUACCUGGUGCACAGAGCUAAAGCAAAGGCAAAGGUCCCGCAAAGGGUGUCCUGUACCCCUCCUUUAACGCGAAGAAGGGCUUUGCUCUCCAGGGUAGACCUCUCUCUGGGCUGUGGCAGGGACAUAGGUCUUCCCAGGAAAUACCCAGGCUGUGAGCCAGGGGUUGGGGAGCACCACCACCGUACAGCAGAGCCUCUGUGUUGGGACCUGGAGAUCGUCUCAAAGGCCAGCACAGAGCACCCUGUGCCCUGUUCUCACUGCCCAAUGGCCAGGCCUAUCUCCUCUCCCUCUCCAGAGUUCCAACUCCAGAUGGGGAUGGGGAUGGGUGACUGCCCUGUCCUAGGCCUCAGAGGACCCUGUAGUUCCUGGUUGUGGGGUAAGUGAAAGAUUAGACAUCCCAGAUGAGCAGAGGGCUGCAGUCAGCCCAUCUUUGGACGUGGAGAAGUUUCCUCUGGGUAUUUGUUGCUGUGCCUUCAGGGACUGACGUCAUGUGGGGGCAGAGGCCACCAGCUCGCCACUGUCUCCCUCACCGGCCUCAAAUCCUCAAUUUAUCACCUUGGGUUUUCACUCUAUUUUGUAUUCAACGGCAAUACUUGUAGUGGGGACCUUGUGCUCCUAAGUUACUCCUACUUUUUACAAAACUUUGAGGGCAAGCCAAGCACCGGACCCUGGGCACCUAGGGCUCUUCCCCACCCCGUGUUCAGCCACCUUGUUUGCUGAUGCCUGUAAGAACCUUGGCCGUGAGUUACUGAUAAGAGCACUAUCUGUAUACCACCGCCUAGCCCAGAGUCAGGGAUGUGUUUGUAGAUUUUUGAAAAACAUUUCUCUUCUGUACAGGACCCAAUAAAAAUUUCCUCAUGGUUUGCACACA